This is a messenger RNA of Lepidothrix coronata (blue-crowned manakin), 552 nucleotides long. RefSeq names its product chromosome unknown C8orf4 homolog (gene TCIM). Gene Ontology annotation, biological process: negative regulation of Notch signaling pathway; endothelial cell activation involved in immune response. The coding region runs from base 63 to 383 and encodes 106 amino acids. The record is from RefSeq and is a predicted model, not a curated record. The transcript has a single exon. Gene Ontology annotation, molecular function: Notch binding. Lineage: Eukaryota; Metazoa; Chordata; Aves; Passeriformes; Pipridae. Gene Ontology annotation, cellular component: cytosol; nucleus.
GCCAGCACAGCACCCAUCUCUCCUACUCGGAGCCCAGGGCAAACCCGGCAGCACCCACGUAGAUGAAAGCAAAGACGAGCUCCAGCACUGCAGCCAUGUCCACGUCCCUGCGAGUGAGCCCCUCCGUGCACGGCUACCGCUUCGACACCGCCCUGCGCAAGAAAGCCGCGGCCAACAUCUUCGAGAGCAUCACCCAGGAGUCCCUGCAGAAGCUCUUCAGAAACUCCGGGGACAAGAAGGCAGAGGAAAGAGCCAAGAUAAUCCUCGCCACCGACCAGGACGUGGAGGAGAAAACGAGAGCGCUAAUGGCACUAAAGCAGAGGAGGAAAGACAAACUGCUCCAGUUCCUGACGCUUCGGAAAUUCUUCAUUAAAGUUCACUGAGCUGGCGAAGGGAGCAGAAAUGGAGGAGAACAUUUGGGGACGGGACUGUUUGUGACCUCCAGCCCCACUCAGCAUGCUCCACUGCCCCAUGGAACUGGGGACCUGACUGACUGCCCGCAGGGCUUCAGCCCCAACAGCAAACUGUGCACUGAGGGCGGCGUCGGUGCCC